Messenger RNA from Acanthaster planci (crown-of-thorns starfish), 585 nucleotides. RefSeq lists its product as uncharacterized. NCBI's taxonomy places the organism in Eukaryota, Metazoa, Echinodermata, Asteroidea, Valvatida, Acanthasteridae. The record is from RefSeq and is a predicted model, not a curated record.
UUUAAUUUGUGAGGGUCUAUCUGUAUUCAGUGGGUGGUCAUCACCGACUUCAGGAUGGCUACUUCAUCACUGCUCCCUCGAAUAUCCCACCCUAUUCUCUAUGGAACCCUUUGCCAACCUCGUAACUUGAGAUGCAUGGCAUGGCGCACUCUUCCAGGAGAUGUGUUUUUGGAGUCAUCAUGCUUUCCUCAGGGGAAUAGUCUUUUCCAGUUGAGCUGUCAGAGGUCUUUGGCCAGAAUUGGAUGGCACUUCUUUCUUAGUUGUGAUGCUGCUGAUUUCUUAUUUUGCCACAAUGUAAAACAAAGUCAAGGACUUCUGUUGCAGAGCUCUGCUCCUGGAGAGAAGUUACCUUGGUCUUCGAUGCCUCUCUCUACUUCCUGGUGGAGUAACAGGGCUGCUCAGAUGUUCUUGGAAGAUGCAAUUAGCUCUACAACAUGUCCCCAGUGUCUCUGGAGGCCAGGAGGCAAAGGCACAGACGACAUUGGUGUUGCGGCUCAAAGAUCUUGGAUGUCAGAGACUUCACACCAACACAGGAUGAAGAGCAGAUCACAUUGCGAAUGGUGCCAGUAUCAUAAGGAUAGAUGA